This is a messenger RNA of Ipomoea triloba (trilobed morning glory), 432 nucleotides long. Its product is annotated as vanadium-binding protein 2-like. The record is from RefSeq and is a predicted model, not a curated record. Bases 51 to 383 code for a protein of 110 amino acids. NCBI's taxonomy places the organism in Eukaryota, Viridiplantae, Streptophyta, Magnoliopsida, Solanales, Convolvulaceae. The transcript is spliced from 2 exons.
GUGAGAAAUAAACCAAUUUUUUUUGUGUAGUUGUUAACAGAUCAUCAGAGAUGGAAAAGAAAAAUGCUUCAUUGUUCAUACUAGCAUUUGUUGCCAUCUUGCUGUGUUCUUCAGUUUCUUCAAUACUAUGUUCAAUCAUGGAAGCUGAUGAAGACAUGGCCGAGGUUGAGGUUGCCGGCGGCGCCACCACCUCCGACGGGCCAUUACUACUCGACUCCUGCAAUCAGAACUGCAACCGGACAUGCAUAACAAAUAAUGAUUGUAAGGCGUGUUCCAAGGAUUGUAGGUAUUGUAACCACAACCAAAAUGGGAAAAUAUGUGGCCCUCUUGGGCUCAUCAAACUGCCAGUGACUGAUGAAGAGAAUAUUCGGAUAGAUCAAUGAACAACAUGCAGUGCAAUUGAGGGGCAGAGUCAGAAAAUUCAUGUCAAAA